Messenger RNA from Ipomoea triloba (trilobed morning glory), 1406 nucleotides. Its product is annotated as 2-methoxy-6-polyprenyl-1,4-benzoquinol methylase, mitochondrial. Gene Ontology annotation, biological process: ubiquinone biosynthetic process. The transcript is spliced from 10 exons. Gene Ontology annotation, cellular component: mitochondrion. Gene Ontology annotation, molecular function: methyltransferase activity. Lineage: Eukaryota; Viridiplantae; Streptophyta; Magnoliopsida; Solanales; Convolvulaceae. Bases 293 to 1177 code for a protein of 294 amino acids. The record is from RefSeq and is a predicted model, not a curated record.
UCCAGUGGUAUCAAACCCUUCCAUUUAUACUGGAGGUGGUGGGUUCGAGCUUCAGUGGAGUUGAGAGUGACUCUCAACCUUCAAUAGGUUGAGUUGUAUUAAAAAAAAAGAAGGGCUGCAUGUUCACAAGCUAAUUCAUCGAUUUAGAUAUAUUCAGACUAGGGAAGUAUUUCUUGGCAUUCAAGGUAGGACUGAGUCAUUCAAGGUAGGACUGAGUGUGAAGGUGCCCAAAUCGAUUGGGGUUAGGGUUUAGAAAUUUUCUUCCAUCUGAACAAUCACACAAGGUUCAACUAUGGCUACGGCGUUGAGGUCAAUAGCUCGCGGUGUCAGGAGCAAAAACAGCUUGUUCUCAUCAAUGUACACUCCGGUGUCUACUUUGCAUUCUCAUGCCACCAGUUUCGGGUUUAAGGAGGUACCGGAAGAAGAAAAGAGCAAAUUGGUUGGAAAUGUAUUUUCCAGUGUUGCUUCUAACUAUGAUCUCAUGAAUGAUUUGAUGAGUGGAGGACUACAUAGGCUAUGGAAGGACCAAUUGAUAUCCAAAUUGAAUCCUUUUCCUGGAAUGAAGCAUCUUGAUGUGGCUGGUGGGACAGGGGAUGUUGCAUUCAGGAUUCUGGAAACUAUCAAAAGUGUAAAACGCAGAGCCUUACAAGAUAUCCUUGAUGAUAAUGUGAUUGAGGAAACCCAAAUUUAUGUAUGUGACAUCAAUCCAAACAUGUUAAAUGUUGGUAAGAAGCGGGCUCAGGAAAGAGGUUUUGGAGAGGACAAAUCCCUCAUUUGGGUGGAGGGAGAUGCCGAAGCCUUGAAAUUUGAAAACAGUUCCAUGGAUGGUUACACAAUUGCCUUUGGGAUUAGGAAUGUCACACAUAUAGAAAAGGUUCUUGCUGAAGCUUAUAGGGUGCUCAAGCCGGGAGGAAGAUUCCUUUGCCUUGAACUGAGCCAUGUUGAUGCCCCAAUCUUUAAAGAUCUGUAUGAUUUAUAUUCAUUCUCAGUCAUCCCAGCAGUCGGUGAGAUGGUGACCGGUGAUCGUGACUCUUAUCAGUACUUGGUUGAGAGUAUUCGCCGUUUCCCUCCACAGGAGAAGUUCGCUGCAAUGAUUGCAGAAGCUGGGUUCCAAAAUGUAGGAUAUGAGAAUCUUGUAGGAGGAGUUGUUGCAAUCCAUUCUGGGUUCAAGUUUUGAAAUAACUUUAGAGACCCUUCAAGUCAUUGCUGGCUUUUUCAAAAUCUUAUACUAGAAGAUUAGUCAUAGAAAAUCAAGUUUUAGGGUUCCAAGUUAUGGUAGGUUUGUGAUGAUACUCCAAGAAGUGCAACUCUCCAUUAUGAAACUUGUGAUGGGAAAAACAUUCUCCAAAAUUUGAUUAUUACAUGAGUAAAUAAGAGUGUAAUACAUUCAUUCUUUUGCACCUCAA